Molecule: messenger RNA, 649 nt
Organism: Osmia bicornis bicornis
Lineage: Eukaryota; Metazoa; Arthropoda; Insecta; Hymenoptera; Megachilidae
Exons: 2
Coding region: 20-649 (209 amino acids)
Source: RefSeq, a predicted model, not a curated record
UACCAUCGAAGCAAGCAUAAUGCAAACACCAGCGAGAAAUAGACGCGCAUUGAGGAGCCAACUUAGAAGAGCUGUGCUGGCAGCAGUUGAAGUGUGCAGAGAAAUGAUCCAGGAGGAGAUCGACGAUCUCGAAGGAAACACCCACCGGCCGUGGGUGCGCCAGUGGAUUUCCCAACGACGCGUUGCAGGGGCAUCCGCCGUUCUGCUGCCAGAGUUAUCAGCGGAAAAUCACCAGGAAUACAGAAAUCAUCUGCGCUUGUCACCGAUUCAACUGGAGCAGCUUCUGACGGCGGUGCAGCCCAGGAUACAAAGGCAGUACACCCUCUUUCGCGAUCCGUUGCUUGCCCGCGAAAAAUUAGAAUCUACAUUAUACUAUUUAGCUACGGGGUGCAGCUUUAGAACAAUAGAGCAGAUAUUCCGGAUACCUAAAUCAACUUUUUCAAUGCUGCUCCCCGAAGUUUGCGAUGCAAUUUUCAUCGCGCUCAAGGAGUUCAUAAAGGUUCCGAGUGGUCCCGCCGAGUGGAGGCAGAUCGCCCAAGGAUUCCACGAGCGAUGGAAUUUCCCGGGGUGCUGUGGAGCCAUCGACACAACCAAGCCCCGCCAAACUCAGGGACACAAUUUUAUAAUUAUCGAGGGACAAAUUCCAUAG